This is a messenger RNA of Patiria miniata (bat star), 495 nucleotides long. Its product is annotated as lactose-binding lectin l-2-like. The record is from RefSeq and is a predicted model, not a curated record. Gene Ontology annotation, molecular function: signaling receptor activity. The transcript has a single exon. Lineage: Eukaryota; Metazoa; Echinodermata; Asteroidea; Valvatida; Asterinidae. The coding region runs from base 1 to 495 and encodes 164 amino acids.
AUGGGCUUCAUCUGUCUUCUGGUACUGAUUUUGACAUCCGUCAGUUUGUCAUCUGAUGGCGGCCUAGCUGCUCUCUGCAGCCCAGCCUACUGCCCGCCACCCUGGCUUGCUUUCGAGGGGCGCUGCUAUCUGUGGGUGGACCAACCAAUGUCUUGGAUGGAUGCUGAACACUACUGCCGGAAGCUAUCCCACCCGGGGAAGAUGGCCCACCUUGCGUCCAUCCACAGCAAAGAAGAGGAUGAAUUCAUCAAAACGUAUGUUGAAAAAUCCUCUGUCGAUCCGCCCGUUUCUGGCUACUGGAUUGGCUACAAUGACAUCGAGCAGGAGGAUCGUUUCCAGUGCAGUGACGGAUCUUAUGCAUCUUACGAUGGGUGGGAUCCAAGAGAACCACGCGACAUUGGAGGCGAAGACUGCGUAGAAUGUCGGUCCGAGUAUGCCGGUCUGUGGAAUGACGUGCGGUGCACUAAAAACAAUCCUUGUGUUUGUAAACUCUAG